This is a messenger RNA of Acanthoscelides obtectus, 4299 nucleotides long. The record is from the annotation of a GenBank genome assembly. Lineage: Eukaryota; Metazoa; Arthropoda; Insecta; Coleoptera; Chrysomelidae.
GAUUAGUGUGGGAGAGAAUGCACGAGCCCAAUUACAGCCUAGCAGCAGCUCAUCAGUCCUACAUCAAGCAGUCCGCGUGCCGCCUCGCGUUAUCCAGCGAAAGCUACGACUUCGUGGAUACACGAAUUAAUAAAUAAACAUUAAGAGAGCAAAAUCCAAUAUUUCAUUCAACUGAUUAUUAUCCCCACCACCGAUGCAAUUUGUGGGAUGUCAUCGCAAUGGGACGUCCUCAGUAUAUCCCAGAUCCACCGAUGGGCAAAUAGUUGAUGAAACCUACCGGCAUCGCGAAAGGGUUGUUGUUUUCUGUUUUCCCCCAAUUCAAGUUUUUAUCCACCGUUAGGAAAGUUUACCAAGGCGCUAAGAAGGUGAAAAAGACUCGGCAGAAUCUGAAUAAGGCUCAUAAGACUGUGCAGGAGCUGAAUCAUCUCGGGGGUACUCUUAAGAAUACUUUGGUGAAGACUAAAAGCUGCGAAAUGCAGUUGGCCACCAAACUUGCGAUCGGUUCGCUGAGCGCGCUGAUUUUCAUGAUUUUGUUCGGUUUUGUGAUCUUUCCCAAGGUGCUGCAUUCUCAAGUUAAAGGGAUGGUAAACUUGGGUCCAGGAACAGACAUAAGAGGCAUGUUCUUGACGAUACCCUUCGCCCUGACCUUCAAAGUGUACCUAUUCAACAUAACGAAUCCUACGGAUGUACAGUACUUUGGAGCAAAACCUAUAGUUAAGCAGGUUGGGCCAUUCUGUUACGAAGAAUGGAAGAAAAAGGUAAAAGUGGAGGAUUCGGUUGCCGAAGAUACAAUCAGCUACAAUCCAGUGGAUACGUUUUUGAAAGCAAACUGGACGGGUUGCAAAUCUGGACAACUAGAAGUUACUAUACCGCAUCCUAUGAUUUUGGGUGUGGUAAACACCGUCCUAAGACAGAAGCCUGGGGCAUUGAAUCUGAUCAACAAGGCGAUCAGAUCUAUCUACAACAACCCAACUUCCAUAUUUCUAACGGCAAAGGCAGAUGAUAUUCUUUUUGAUGGCGUCACUAUUAAUUGCGCUGUUACGGAUUUCGCGGGAAAAGCAUUGUGCGCCCAGUUGAAGCAAGAGGCUGGCUUGAGACAUAUCUCGGAGGAUGAGCUGGCGUUUUCACUACUUGGACCAAAAAAUGCCACGGAAGGGAAACGAAUAAAAGCUUACCGAGGAACGAAAAACUCGCGUGACGUGGGAAAAAUCGUUGAAUACGAUAACGCAGCAACUAUGAGUGCUUGGCCGACAGAUGAAUGUAAUGUUAUUGAUGGAACUGACGGUACAAUAUUCCCUCCUUUUCUGGAACAAGAUGAUGGGAUUGUGUCUUUUGCGCCAGACCUAUGCAGAUCUCUCAAAGCUUACUACGUAAAGCCAGCUAAGUAUGAUGGAAUUCCUGUGGGAGAAUACACAGCAGACCUUGGUGAUGCGUCAACCAAUGAAGACGAAAAGUGCUACUGUUAUACAGAUGAUACCUGCUUGAAAAAAGGUCUAAUGGAUCUGUACAAGUGUUCUGGUGUGCCAGUUUAUGCUUCCCUGCCUCACUUUUUGGACACUGAUGAAAGUUACCUAAAAGGAGUCCAAGGACUGAAGCCUAAUAAGACAGAACAUGAAAUUAGAAUAUUGUUUGAAUCGUUCAGUGGAAGUCCUCUGUUCGCACGGAAACGGCUUCAGUUCAACAUGCCUCUGGAACCAGUUCCAAAACUGGAACUUUUCAAAAAUUUCACCGAGACAGUGGUCCCAAUGUUUUGGAUCGAAGAGGGAGUGGAACUCAACAGUACCCUGACGAAACCCCUGAAGAUGCUCUUCAUGCUGAAGUCUGUAGUGAACGUCACCAAAUACCUGGUGAUCUUAGGCGCAUUGGGAGGCCUGGCGUACUCCGGUUACCUUUUCUACAAAAGCAGCGGGAAAGUCAACAUUACCCCUGUUCAUAAAGUACAGCCCAAUGAUAGUAAUAGCAUUUCAAGUGUAAAUAAUAUGUAUCAGGGCCACGUGAAUCGAGCUAUGUCGACACACAGCGUAGACAAAUACUGAAUUGUAGGGAAGAAGAAGAAUAUUGUGUAAUAGGUUAAUUAUUCCAAAGCUAAAAAAAAUGUUUUUGGGUAUAGGAACUUGAAACAGCGGCUAUAGGAAUUCAAACAGCUUAGAUAUCAUUUGAAUUUGAAGCGAUUUUAGGAGCUACGAAAACUAAAAAUUCUAUGAAAAUGUAUGCAAGUGUAAAAUAUUUAUUUUAGAUAUUGGUAUGACUCGUAAUGAAGAUUAAUAAGAUUUUUUUACCAGUUCUUCACUAUUUUAUAACAUGCAGUUUGGACUGAACAUUCACCAAUGAGUCGUACGAUGUAAUCUCCUUAUUUGAGGCUCAUCGGUGCGAUGUAUUCUUCUGCUGAAUAACAAAUUUCACUGCUGUGCUUAAGUGUGUAUAUUUGUUAUUACUUUUUUAAGGCUACCAUAAGCACAGUUUUGCAACGGUUAUUGAAAUGCGUCAGCAGAAGCAUUCACCCAGAAUUAAUGAGAAGACAAAACACGCCCACAGUGUCUGCUGACCCUUUGACAUUUAUGUAGAAAAUUCCAUUUGAUAAAGGGUUUUUUUAGAGGUAUAGAACUUUAAAUUGCAAUAGAACAACGAUGGAUUAUUCGAUUGACAUGAAUUUUUUUUAUUCGAAAGAUAAUUUUGUGGCAUUUCAUUUUAAAAAUGAUUUCUGACAUAUAACUGUCACGGCUAUCUCGGAUGUUGUCCAAUCUGGACCUCUAAUUUUCCAACAUUUGUAGCCGUAUAUCGGCAAUAACAUGGCGAAUGUUGUCUUCCAAAUGGUCAAGCGUUAUUGGCUUAUCGGCAUAGACCAAUGACUUUACAUAGCCCCACAGAAAAUAGUUUAGUGGUGUUAAAUCACAAGAUCUUGGAGGCCAAUUCACAGGUCCAAAACGUGAAAUUAGGCGGUCACCAAACCAAAAAAUCGAUUGUAGCACGAGCUGUGUGACAUGUUGCGUCAUCUUGUUGGAACCACAGCUCCUGGACAUCAUGAUUGUUCAAUUGAGGGAUGAAAAAGUUAGUAAUCAUGGCUUUGUACCGAUCACCAUUGACUGUAACGUUCUGGCCAUCAUCGUUUUUGAAGAACUACGGACCAAUGAUUCCACCAGCCCAUAAAGCGCACCAAACAGUCAGUUUUUCUGGAUGUAAAGGUGUUUCUACAUAGACUUGAGGAUUAGCUUCACUCCAAAUGCGGCAGUUUUGUUUGUUGACGUAGCCAUUCAACCAGAGGUGCGCUUCAUCGCUAAACAAAAUUCGCUUAUGAAAAUCGGGAUCAACGGCAAUCUCGUUUUUGGCCCAUUCAACGAAUCUACGUCUUGCUAGAUGAUCGUUUCGCUUCAAUUCUUGCACGAGUUGAAGUUUUUAAGCACGCAAAAAAGAUCCUUCAGCAAAAUCUUCCAUAAAGUGGAUGGACACAGAUCCAAUUCCUGUGCUCGAUGGCGGAUGGACUCAUUCGGGACUUCCUGAAUGCUACGCUCUAACGUAGCAAUAGCUUCUUCUGUAUGCACCGUACGGCUUCUCUGGGGAUGCGAGUUAUCAAUUAGAGUAAAAGUGGUGCGAAAACGUUCCAUGGUUAAUCGAAUUAACUGCUCUGAUGGACGAUUUUGUCGACGAUAAAAUGGAUGUAGUGCGCGACACGUAAUCCGCACAGAAUCACUAUUUUCGAAAUAAAACUGCACAAUUUGCACGCAUUGUUCAGGCAUGAGUCUAUUCAUGAUGAAUUGCCAAACCAAACUGAGAAUAAAUCACUUGACAGCUGUCAAAUCGGUCGCCAUCUUCAAAAGUAAUGCCAACUUAAAGUUCUAUACCUCGAAAAAAAAAACACCCGUUAUAAUUCUAUACCCAAUACGCAACAAACUGAUAGCUAAUGUCAAACAUGCAUGUGGCAAAAGACGCUUAAACCAAAAAUACCUUGGUAAUUGUUGUCACACGUUUUUUAUGUUCUGUUAUUAAUAAUUAUAUAAUGUUAAAUAAUCUCAAACAACCACAAAUGAAUUUGUGUCUUCGUCAGCACAUUUAUCGUUUAUUUACCUUUUUGGACCAUAAUGCAAUUUGUACCUAUAUCAAGAAUGAGUUUUCCAUAUUCGCAGGACACAUUCAGAAGGAUUUGUUAUACGAGUAGGUUAACAAAUCUCAGAUUUAUGUAAGGAUGCUGUGAAUAGGUAUAGGAAUAUUAUGUACCUCCGCACUGGAGAUGUUGGAGCAACUUUUUGUGGAGGAAGAAAUAUAUAUGUUUUUGUUUAUUUUGUUGCGUAAUAUUUGUAUACG